GGGCCCGCCCGCUGUUUCUCUCUGGCUUUCGGUUGCCCGCAGGGGCCGCUCGGAGCCGUGACACCGGCCGAUCCCUCCCCGGUUCCGACGGGGCCGGCUCCCCGCCGCGCUACCGGGCUCCGCCUCGGCGUUCCCGGAGGGGCGGCGCUCCCGGGAGCUGCCCGGCCACCGGGGCCCCGCUGCAGCGGGAGGCGAGCCAAGGUCUCCCAGGUCGUUUUCCUCAGAGCACCAUGGCUCUGUCCUGCACAUUGAGGUUACUGCCCCGGCACCUUCGCCCUUCAAGUGCUCUCCUGAGCAGCCUGCCCGGUGGGGACCACAGCCUGGUGAAGGAGAAGACGACAGCGGUAAAGCAGAGGGAGAAGAAAAAGGCCAGGGAGGACAUCAGCCUGCCAGGUUCCUCCUGGGAGGAGAGGCUAGCAAACGCGGUGACUCCGCUGUGGAGACUUCCCUACCAAGAGCAGCUGCAGGUGAAGCAUGAAAGCCAGAGGAAGGUUUUGCAGACACUGGCGUCUCGUCUCAAGGAGCUGGGCGUAGAUGGGCAGAAACCUGGUGGACUCUGCUGUCCUCUCCAGCCUGUAGUCCCUUCACCCGUCAUUAAUGGCUACCGAAACAAAUCUACGUUCUCUGUGAACCAAGGACCAGAUGGGAACCCCAAAACCGUGGGGUUGUAUGUGGGAACUGGCAGAGAAAGAAAUAUUGUCUGUGUGAGAGCCAACCACGUGGAGAACAUACCCUCAAAACACAAACAAGUAGCCCAGUGCUACGAGGAGUUCAUCCGUCGCUCCCCCCUGGACCCCUGCCUCCUCUUCCACGAAGGGGGACACUGGCGGGAGCUCGUGGUGCGUACCACCAGCCGUGGCCACACCAUGGCCAUCGUCACCUUCCACCCCCAGGAGCUGGGCCAGGAGGCACUGGCAGCUCAGAAAGCAUUGCUUAAGGAGUUCUUCACAUGUGGAGCUGGAACAGCCUGUGACUUGACUUCACUUUAUUUCCAAGAGAGCACCAUGACACGCUGCUCCCACGAGCAGUCCCCCUUCCAGCUCCUUCACGGAGAACCACACAUCUUUGAAGAGCUGCUCGGCCUGAAGUUCCGCAUCUCUCCAGAUGCUUUUUUCCAAGUAAACACUGGUGGAGCAGAAGUUCUGUACCAGGCGGUCGGGGAGCUGAGUCAGGCUGGUGGGGACACCGUCCUCCUCGACAUCUGCUGUGGAACGGGCACAAUUGGUCUGUCUCUGGCUCGCCAAGUGGCCAAAGUUAUUGGUGUUGAGGUGGUGGAGAAGGCGAUAGAGGAUGCCAGGUGGAAUGCAGCGUUCAACGGUGAGUUCAGGCUCACCGGGGCUGAAAACUUCACACUAACCACUGAAAAAUCGGAAGAAGAAUCAUAG
Molecule: messenger RNA, 1385 nt
Organism: Calidris pugnax (ruff)
Lineage: Eukaryota; Metazoa; Chordata; Aves; Charadriiformes; Scolopacidae
Product: tRNA (uracil(54)-C(5))-methyltransferase homolog
Exons: 10
Coding region: 231-1385 (384 amino acids)
Biological process (GO): RNA processing
Molecular function (GO): RNA methyltransferase activity
Source: RefSeq, a predicted model, not a curated record